This is a messenger RNA of Trypanosoma conorhini, 1440 nucleotides long. Its product is annotated as putative 6-phosphogluconate dehydrogenase,decarboxylating. Gene Ontology annotation, biological process: pentose-phosphate shunt, oxidative branch; pentose-phosphate shunt. NCBI's taxonomy places the organism in Eukaryota, Euglenozoa, Kinetoplastea, Trypanosomatida, Trypanosomatidae. Gene Ontology annotation, cellular component: cytosol. The record is from RefSeq and is a predicted model, not a curated record. Gene Ontology annotation, molecular function: phosphogluconate dehydrogenase (decarboxylating) activity; NADP binding. The coding region runs from base 1 to 1440 and encodes 479 amino acids. The transcript has a single exon.
AUGUCGAUGGACGUUGGAAUUGUCGGGCUGGGUGUCAUGGGCGCCAACCUGGCACUAAACAUUGCGGAGAAAGGAUUUCGCGUGGCGGUUUUCAACCGCACCUACGCCAAGGCCGAGAGCUUUAUGAAAGAGCACGCCGCGGCUUCUUUUGCGGCAAAUCUCAGGGCAUUCGAGACGAUGAAUUCCUUUGUCACGGCCAUCAAAAAACCACGCAAGAUUUUUAUUCUUGUCCAGGCUGGUGCAGCCACCGACGCGACGAUUGAGCAGUUGAAGAGCGUUCUGGAGAAGGACGACAUUAUUGUAGACACUGGCAACGCACACUUCAAGGAUCAGACCCGCCGGGCUGAAGAGCUUGAGGCGGCCGGUUUGCGUUUUCUCGGCAUGGGAAUUUCAGGUGGUGAAGAGGGCGCCCGAAAAGGUCCUGCAUUUUUCCCCGGUGGUACGCUGAGUGUCUGGAAGGAAAUCCAACCCGUGGUUGAGGCCGCCGCUGCAAAAGCAGAUGAUGGGCGUCCAUGUGUCACCAUGAAUGGCCGUGGUGGGGCUGGUUCCUGUGUGAAGAUGUAUCAUAACGCUGGGGAGUAUGCCAUUCUGCAGGUGUGGGGCGAGGUCUUUGAUAUUCUUCUUGCAAUGGGGCUAAACAACGACGAGGUGGCCGACGUCCUUGAGGAUUGGAAGGCUCGGGGGUUCCUGACGUCGUAUAUGCUUGACAUUUCCAUUGUCGCCGCGCGGGCCAAGGUUGCGGAUGGCAGCUAUCUUUCCGAGCACGUCAAGGACUGCAUUGGUUCGAAAGGCACAGGCCUGUGGUCUGCACAGGAGGCGCUAGAAGUUGGCGUCCCAGCCCCAAGCCUAAACAUGGCAGUGUUGUCGCGGCAGAUGACAAUGUACAAGUCUGAACGUGAGGCAAACGCAAAGGCAUUCCCGUUUGUUCUCAAGGUUUCUGGCCACGCAAUACAGGACAAACGCCCCAACGCACCAGAAAUCCGACAACUCUAUCAUGCUGUUUCCAUUGCGAUCAUCGCGUGUUAUGCGCAAAUGUUCCAAUGUCUCCGCGCUCUGGACAAGGUGUAUGAAUUUGGGUUGGACUUGCCAGCCACCAUUGCCACUUUCCGCGCCGGUUGUAUUUUGAAGGGGUAUCUACUCAAGCCAAUGACCGAGGCCUUUACGAAGAAUGCAAAUCUGAGCAAUCUGAUGUGUGCCUUUGAAAAGGAAAUAGCGGAAGGGCUGCAGAGCUACCGCGAUAUUUUGGCUCUCGUCACGUCCAAGACGGCCCUGACGCUCCCUGUUCUCUCCGCCUCUCUGGUGUACGUCAAUGGGAUGUUCACGCCGACGCUUAAAUACGGUCAACUUGUAUCACUGCAAAGGGACGUGUUUGGCCGCCACGGAUACGAACGGCUGGAUAAAGAGGGACGAGAAUCCCACAAUUGGCCGGAGUUACAAUGA